Molecule: messenger RNA, 2163 nt
Organism: Prosopis cineraria
Lineage: Eukaryota; Viridiplantae; Streptophyta; Magnoliopsida; Fabales; Fabaceae
Exons: 13
Coding region: 1044-1925 (293 amino acids)
Source: RefSeq, a predicted model, not a curated record
AAGAGAGAAGAAGAAUACAGGGGAGAAGAGGCUGAUUCAUUUCACAAAAUUGGCUAGGAAGGCAAAGUACGGCAUAUAUCCUAAACCUAGACACGUGCCUCAAUAGGUAAAUGGUUUUCUCAAAAGAAUAGUGGACCUAGAAGUAUUGAUCCAAGCAAUGUUCUCAGUGUCAUGAUGAAUGACCAGCAACUUUAGCAAGAAGCAAAACAAAUAAGGAGAGGAUUGACAUUAAUGACAGAGGUGAAUAGAGAAGAGCUAAUGGGCAAAAAUAUGAGAUUGAAUGGAAUUCCAAAGGUCAACCAAUCAAGGCCAAUAGAAAUAAACUGAUCAGUUAUAUAGGGUUGUGGCUAAGGCGAAUGUACCCAUUACAAUUAGGAAUUGGCUUGGUGUUGAUCAAACAAUGAAAAAUAAUAUUUGGGAACAAGUAGAGUCAACAUUUGAAAUUGAUGCCAGUAGGAAGAAGUAUGUCCUCCAACAAGCUGAGAAGGCAUUGCGGGCUUUUGGUACUUUGUUGGAAUGAAGUAUAUUAAAAAUCUGGUGGAACCAUCAGUCCUGAGGUUCCAAAAUUAUUAAGACCAUUGAUUGCACAACAACAAUGAGACGAAUUUGUUGCUCAAUGUUCCAAGAGCAAUUCCAAGAAUUGAGUAACCAAAAUAAGCAGUUGCAUGAGAAAAACCUAGACUCUUAUAAGAAAGGGCACCUAGGGUAUGCAGGCAUUGAGCAGCAAUUGAUAGAGCGAGAGGCUGCAGAACCAAGUUUAGCAAGCCAGACUAGCAAAGAAAAAAAUGUAGAUGAUGAACAUUUUCAAGAAGUUAAUAACAGAUGUGCUGUUAUUUCUUCUGAAGUCAAAAAAGGCGACUUGCCAAAGGAUAAAGAUAUCUUGGGCAAAGCAUUGGGUAAUCCUGACCAUCUUGGUUGGGUAAGGGGUAACAACUUUACAAAAAAGCAAAUAUUAAAACAACACAGAGAAGUCAAAGUCCCAAGAUAAGGCUCUUGCAACUGAGGUUGCCGAGCUGAGAGCAGAGUUAGCUAGGCAACAGGUAAUGAUUGAGGCCUUGUUAAAGGCCCAGGAGAUGCAGCAAGAGACAAUGCACAUUAGCGCUAAUAAGGAAGACAGUUACACUGUAGAUCGGCCUGCUAAAGAGCAUCUUGAAGAUGGGAUCAAAUAUGAGUUGUUGGCAAAUAGCCCAAAUCGCCACACAGUUGCAAUUGGUCGAGUUUACUCGGGAGACAUUGCACCUAAUAAGCCACUCCCUGCGGACCAUGUAUGGGUUUAUAUUGAGAAGGCUAUUGAUGCCAGCUAUAAAUUGCCUGUUCCCAUCAAGAACAAGGAAACUGUAGGAGAGUCCAAAGGGAAGAGCCUAUCCAAACAGUUUGGGCACUCAUCAAAAAUUGUUGCCUCUACGGUGAUGCCAACGCAUAAGCCUCAAUUGUCAAACAAAUAUCAAACUGCACUUGACGUUUAUGCAAAGAUGUAUAGGUCUAAUCCUCCAGUUAUGAAUAUCCAAUUUGAUCAAGGAAUAUACGGCACUGAACGAGUGGAUAUGCUUUCACUUGAGUUGGUAGAUGAAGUCUUGAAUCACGAAAUGACUAGCAUCCCUGUUCUUAGUUGUUAUAUAAGGUACUUGUAUGAUAAAUUCAUAAUUCCUCGUGGCCUGCAAACGAAGUUCCUCUUUGUUAGUCCCCACGAUGUAGGUGCUCAUGCUAAUAUUAAGAAGGAAGAUUUUGAAAAUCAAGUCAAGUAUUUAUCUGAUAAUUUUCUGUCAAGGGCUGAUAAGGAGACGUUAUUUUUGGUACCUUACUCUCAAGGGGACCAUUGGAUAUUAAUUGUCAUUGAACCAGCUGCUGCAAACUCCAAGGGUAUAUUAUCUCGAUUCUCUUGGUGGGAAACCAGAAACGCAAAGGAUGUUAUUGGAAUUAAUUAAUAAGUCAGUUGUGUUAUAUCGCACAGCCAACAAUCUAACAAUACCAGAGUUUAAAUCCUACAACCUGACCUACACUUGGAAGACAAUAAAGUGCCCAAGACAAAAGCCAAAUACGGUGUAUUGUGGUUAUUGCUUGAUGAGGUUUAUGAAGGAGAUUGUUACCCAUGGCCAGAGUACAAUUCCUGGGACAUAUUAUGAGGACUCAUACACAUGUGAAUACGAGUAAGUACAAAUAUGA